Messenger RNA from Hemibagrus wyckioides, 1488 nucleotides. It is a transcript of the gene lg28hxorf58, whose product is annotated as linkage group 28 CXorf58 homolog. Gene Ontology annotation, molecular function: protein binding. Lineage: Eukaryota; Metazoa; Chordata; Actinopteri; Siluriformes; Bagridae. The record is from RefSeq and is a predicted model, not a curated record. Bases 21 to 1118 code for a protein of 365 amino acids. The transcript has 8 exons.
UCUUAUUGAAUUCAUUGUCCAUGCGGUCAGUGGAAAAGAGACUGGUCACUGGUCACUUUAACCAGAAGCUUAUUGAGAAAUUGAGAAGCCAGAAAGAAAGGAGGUGUGAGGAGGACAGGUGUGAGGAGGACAGGUGUGAGGAGGACAGGUAUGAGAUUUGUGCUCGGAGGAUUCAGGUGUGUUGGAGAUCUCAUCAGAACAGGAAGGUGUUUAAGCUGCUCGUGAACAUCAUGCGCUCAGCUGAAGACUGUUUGACUCCUGCAGUUCUUCGACAGUUCAGUCCUCGAGAAGCGAAUCUGCUCAGAGACCCGAGUCUUCAGUGUAAAGUCAGAAUCAGGUUUUCAGGGCCUCAGUUUCCUCCUGUAAUUGUAUUUAAGAUUUUCCACACAGGUAGAAGAGGAAGUUACCUGUCUGGGAAAAAACUCUUCCAGCCGUCCAAUCAGGCCACGGCACACACCUGCAGGAUGAUGGGAAACAGGAAGUUCAUGGACCUAAUAAUGGAGGAUGAGAUUCACUGGCAGGGUCGAACAGUCUCACAACCGGCAGACGUCAGCUGUAUAAGAGACUACAUUCAGUACUCGAGUCACCUGGAUGAGUUACCUGCACGAGUGGGCGGGAGAGAGAACAGCUGGAGGCGCUUAUCUCUGAAGCUGCUGAUCCGUGGAUUGACCGGCAACGCAAAGUACGGCCUCCUGGGGGAGGAGCUUUUAAGUCCCACGGUGACAAGACGACCUGAUCGACCAAUCAGACUGUACGGCUCAAACACACCUACUGUAAGGUCCCUGGUUGCUCCUCCACCCUCAGCAGUGUCCACUCCCGGACAUUGGGCUUCAAAACGGCGCUCAGCUCGAGCUCGGACCCUUGCUGACCGCAUGAGACGCCUUUACACACCGCCAGAGGAAGAGAGGGUUAAGGCUGGAGCUGAUGGUGGGAUCACGUCUCUCAGGUUGAAUCAGACGAGCGACGGUCAGAUGAUUAACACACACUCAGCUGAUGAGAAGCUGCUUUUUAUUCCUGAUGAGUGUUUGGCUUUAAGCACCGGUUCAGACUGUGAGUGGGAGGAAGAGGCGGAGCUUCUCUGCUCCUGGUCCAAUCAGCUCACACUGGACUGGGUUUAAUUUAACUCCAAUCCCUAUGACAGUUCUGUCUCCUGUUAUUUUAAAUAAAGUUAUGUUAGGAUUAAAAAUCUCACACACUAACACACACACACUAACACACACACAAUAACACAAUAACACUGACUAUAUAACACAGUAUAUAACACAAUAACACAAUAAUAACACACACUAACACUGACUAUCUAACACACACACUAAUACACAAUAACACUGACUAUAUAACACAAUAAUAACACACACUAACGCACUCUAACACACACACUAAUACACAAUAACACUGACUAUAUAACACAGUAUAUAACACAAUAAUAACACACACUAACGCACUCUAACACACACACUAAUACACAAUAACACUGACUAUAUAACA